AUGACUCCUUCGAGCAGUGGGAUUAAUUUCGAAACAUUUGUUGUAGUAGCAGCACUUUUGGAUCAUCAUUUUCAAUUAUAUCAACAAGUACGGAUUUCAAUUCAAUCUGAACAUUCUUAUUUCAACAUCUACCAUAAACCUCGUCAUAAAAAUCAAUUACAGUGUGAUGCGAGAAGACUUUCAAAGAGAAACGCUUCAAGCGUAGACAAUAGCCGACGGUUGAUUAAAACUUUUCAUCAUGCGAUGACGGAGAAGUUGGCAGCAAAGAAACGUUUAUCCCCGUUUUGCAUCGCCAUUUAUGAUAACGCUUAG
This is a messenger RNA of Clunio marinus, 312 nucleotides long. The record is from the annotation of a GenBank genome assembly. Lineage: Eukaryota; Metazoa; Arthropoda; Insecta; Diptera; Chironomidae.